GAAGUAAGUAAACAAUAUAUAUCGAUCCAAGUUAGUAUCGAUACCGAGACAGACCGAUUUUAAAGUUAUCGUCUGGUCCUGUGGGGCAUCUGAUUUUACGUUUCAAAAUGGCGCUGUCGAAAUCAUCAAACACUUAUGGACGUACAAGUUGGGAAGAUUCGGAGUUUCCAAUUCUCUGCCCAACAUGUCUAGGAGACAACCCUUACGUUCGAAUGAUGAAGGAAAAAUUUGGCAGUGAAUGUAAGAUUUGUGUCAGACCUUUUACAACCUUCAGAUGGUGCCCUGGUGCCCGUAUGCGCUUCAAGAAAACAGAAAUUUGUCAGACUUGUGCAAAACUUAAAAAUGUCUGCCAGACUUGCUUAUUAGAUCUUGAAUAUGGACUUCCCAUUCAAGUCAGAGACCAAGCACUUAACAUUAAAGACAAUAUUGCAAAAUCUGAUGUGAACAAAGAAUAUUUUAUUCAAAAUGCUGAGAAACAACUUUCUGCAACAGAUCAUGGUGUACCUGGAGCUGCUGGUGGUCCAGGAAAAUCUCAUCCUCCAUCAGAUCUUCUGAUGAAAUUGGCACGCACAGCACCAUAUUAUCGUAGGAACUUGCCACACAUUUGUUCUUUCUGGGUGAAAGGUGAAUGCAAAAGAGGAGAAGAAUGUCCUUACCGUCAUGAAAAACCCACUGAUCCAGAUGAUCCAUUGGCUGAUCAGAACAUUAAAGAUCGUUAUUAUGGCACCAAUGAUCCAGUGGCAGAAAAGCUCAUGCGUCGGGCUGCCACUCUUCCUCGUUUGGAUGCUCCUGAAGAUAAGUCCAUUACCACUUUGUAUGUGGGUAACAUUGGAGAGAAGAUGUUGGAAAAAGAACUACGAGAUCAUUUUUAUCAGUACGGUGAAAUUCGAUCCAUCACUAUCGUUUCACGACAGCAAUGUGCUUUUGUAACAUACGUCACCCGCUCAGCUGCAGAAUUGGCUGCCGAAGGAACCUUUAACAAACUAAUUAUUCAGAAUCGGCGGCUUGUUAUUCGUUGGGGUAAAUCUCAAGGCAAACAGAAUGUUCCUGGAACAACAAAUACUGAAGCUGGAGCUCGUUUUGAACCUGUUCCGGGUCUUCCCCGAGCUUUGCCACAUCCUGAAGAAUUGGAGCAUAACUUUUUCAAUUUAGCUCCUACAAGCAAUGCAUACCCAUCUCCUUAUCCUCAAUAUCCACCAUCCACAUAUCCAUUGAUCGCUCCACCACCACCAAACCCCACACCAAAUCAGGCGGAACUUCCAGUAUUUCUUGCCGAAAGUCAGCAAGGCAUCCAUUACCCUUCUCAGGAUCCGACUCGUCUUGGCGCGAUUAAUAAGACACGACAAACAUAACGACAGAAAUUUUCAGAAUUACGAUAUGCUUGUCUGUAAUUUUUGUAUUUCCGUUUUUGAAAUUUAAACUCUCACGAUAAAA
Daphnia pulicaria is the source of this 1434-nucleotide messenger RNA. RefSeq names its product pre-mRNA-splicing factor RBM22-like. The transcript has 5 exons. Gene Ontology annotation, molecular function: U6 snRNA binding; pre-mRNA binding; metal ion binding. Gene Ontology annotation, cellular component: U2-type catalytic step 1 spliceosome; U2-type catalytic step 2 spliceosome; Prp19 complex. Lineage: Eukaryota; Metazoa; Arthropoda; Branchiopoda; Diplostraca; Daphniidae. Bases 108 to 1352 code for a protein of 414 amino acids. The record is from RefSeq and is a predicted model, not a curated record.